Messenger RNA from Plasmodium malariae, 7587 nucleotides. Its product is annotated as osmiophilic body protein, putative. The transcript has a single exon. The record is from RefSeq and is a predicted model, not a curated record. Lineage: Eukaryota; Apicomplexa; Aconoidasida; Haemosporida; Plasmodiidae. Bases 1 to 7587 code for a protein of 2528 amino acids.
AUGAAAGUAACCCUGGGUGCACUAUUUUUUUACUUAUUGUUCAUUUUUGCUAAAUGCCAUAAUGAUUUAAAUUUUGAAAAGAUAAUUAAGUAUCUUAAAGAAACGAAACUAAUACCUGAAUACGUACCAGAUAAAUUAGAAGGCGCAAUACAAAUAGUGCCCCCUUAUUUAAUCUAUAACUACAAAGGAAAAAUUUAUUAUUUACAUAAUAAUGUUGAUAUAUCUGUAGUAGAAGGAAAUAACGAGGAAAUACUUCUUACAGAUAAAGAAAUUGACGAAGAUAAAGCAGAAGAAUGUCAUCCUGUGCCCCCUGAAGAAAUAUUACCACCCAAAUCUGAACCAAUUCCUCUCUCAAUCCCAGAAGAAGAAACAGAUUUAAGCAUCAUUGCACCUGUUGAUGAAGAUGAGGAUUUAAAGGGCAUGCUCGUUGAUGAAGAAACAGGAAUUCUGGUACCUAAAAGUAGUUCAGAAAUAGUAGAUACAGGAAUAAAAACUCCGGUUGAAUUUCAAUUACCAGCAGUACAUGAACUAACGAAUGAACAGAAAGAAAAAAAUACGACCAUUUAUUUUUAUAACAAAGAAGGUACUAUAUUUCAACUAAAAGAUAUUAUUCAAUAUAAAGAGAAUGAUCAAAUAUUUAAAAACCUAGGAUUAGAUUACCAACGAUUUUACGAAGAAUCAUUAAAUGAAGAAGAAGAAAAAAAGAAAGUUACUACUGCUACCCAUAAUGUAGAAAUGAAUACUUAUGAUAAUUUCAUAAAAGCAUUACAUAUACUACUCAAGGGAGAUGAUGGAAAAAAACAUUAUACCAUAAACAAUGUAUCUAAGAAUGAUAUUCAAUUAUUUUUAAAAGAAGCCUAUAUAAAUAUACACAACUCUUUAAAGAGGUAUGUGCUGUUCAGUGGUUACUCCUUUGAAGAUUAUACCUACCCUGUAGAUUCAUUUUCUCUAGAUAAUUUGUUAAAUGACUUUUUUUUCUUAACAAAUGAUAACUUUUAUAGCAAUGGGUCCUUCAAAAAUAUAGUAAAUAAAAUUAAAUACAUAUCAACUGCAAAAGAUAAAGUAAGUGUAAAAAAAAUAGAAAGGACUGUUAAACGCUUCUUACGUGAGAAUAAUUUAGAAGUCAUAGACAUCAAGUUAGUUCAUCAUUUAUUCUCCAGAAAUAACAUUCUAAAUUAUAAUGAAAAUGAUCUAAUUAAAUAUGCCAUAGAUUUAGUAAACAUCUCUCAGAUAAAUAUAUCACCUAGGGUUAUUGCUUCUAUAUUUGCUUAUUUUUUACAAAAAAUUAACAUAGACCUUAUGCCGAACUAUGUAACAAUGUCGAAAAAUAAUUAUACAUUAUUUAUGGAAAAUAAUGAUUUAUUAAUUAAGAUCGAGUUAUUAUAUAGAGAAAUUUUUAAAAAUUUCUUUAAAUAUACCUUACCUGCAGAUGAAGGAGAUGAAGAUGAAGAUAUAAAAAAGAAAGAAACACAUGAAAAGGCCUUAUCUAUGGCUCCAUGGGCUCCAAAUCUGUAUUCCCAAUUUGAUAGCACCUAUGAUUUCUUAUCAUUCAAAUAUGGAUUAGUAUUAUUUUAUAAUUCCUACCAUAAAAUUAUCAACUACUUUGAAGAGAAUGCUAAAAUAAAGCAAAUAAUGAAUAUUCACAGAAAAACAAAAAAAAUUGAUACCCUUGAUAAAUUUUUAAAUAUACUAAUAAGUCUAUUUCCAAUAAAUGGAAAUUCAGCUAUUGCAAGCCGAUUAUCUUUUUUAAGUGAAGAAAAACCGUUGAAAAGGACUCUAAGCAGCAUAGAUGCAUUUGAUGAUGACAAAGAUGACGAUACAGAGGAAGAAGAAGAGGCAUCAAAAAAUGAACAGAAAAAAAAAGAAUUCAAAAAACAAAUAGAAGCAGAAUUAGGCGAAGAAAGAAAAACUCUUGUAGCUCAGAUAGAAGAAGAAAAAACUAGGAAAAAAAAAGAAGAAGAAGAAUCAAUUGCAACAACGGAUAGUAAACAUGAACUAGAAACACAAAAAUUAGAAAAAGAUGAAGUACAGCAAGAAAUAUCGCAAGACGAAGAAUUCGAUAGAAAAUAUGAAGAAGAUUAUAAAGACGAAUUGGAAUACAUUAAAGAACGAGAAGGUGGUUCACAGCAUACAGAUAAACCAAACGGUGAUUCUCAUAGCUUAUCAACUCCAUCAUUUUAUUAUAAUACUGCUCGAAAAUAUAUAUAUGAUGUAAUGGAUAGAUCUUUUAAAGACACAAUUAAUUUAGGGUAUCAGUUUGCUAAUGAAGUAGAUAAAAAAUUGCGCGAAGUGUAUACUUUAUUAAAAAGAGGUUCAACCCCUAAUUAUGAUGAACUAAGGGAAGAAUCAAUACAAAAUGGAGAUAAAUUAUUUGAUCAGCUGAAAGAAAAAAUAAAAAAUAAAGAAAAUCAAAAAAAUAUAAAUAUAUACAAAACAGAGAUAGAAACAGAACUUAAUCAAAUACAAAAAAAGACAAAUGGAAAAUAUAUGAUAAUAGAAGGUAUAAUUUCGGAAAAAUAUGAACAGUAUAAAGAGAAUGUCAUUAAAUUAUGUAAUAAAAGAUUUUAUACAAAUUUUAGAAAAAUGUUAGGGAAAAAAAAAAUGGAAAUGCUAAAAGAAUUUAGAGCUGCUUUAAAACAUGCACUUCGAAUAGUAAAAGAUUUUGCACCUAGUUAUAAUGAGCAAGAAUAUACAGAUACCUUUACUAAAAUUUAUGAAGAAAAAAAAAAAUUGUACAAACAGGAAUAUUCAAAAUCAAGAAGGUUAAUUUCCAAAAAAUUAGAUGCUAACUUUCAUAUUCAUCUAAAGGAGCAUUUUGAAAAUAAAGAAGUGAUCAUUCACCAAAAUCUUCAACAAAUAAGAGAAUAUUUUUUGAAAAAAAUUGAUAGCAUCAUUAUGGAACUGUACAAUGAUAUGUCUGUUGAAUUACAAAUAGACAGAUUAAAGCUUAAAAAUGAAAAGAAAAAUAUAUAUGAAAAAAUUAUAAAUAUACAACAAGAAGAGAUAAAUUUCCCUAAAGACUUAAGGGCACUAGAGGAUAAUUUAAAGCAACUAGAACGUGAAAAUCCUCUUAAGUUGAAGGAAAAACAAGAUGCAUUAAAUAAUGAUAUAGCAAAUCUGAAGGAAAAGGUACAGAAAAACAAAAGCGAAUUGCUUUUACUUAAAACCGCAUUUACCACCGUAUCUCAACAAUAUGAACAGAUUAACACUAAAAUGGAGGUAGUACAAGAAUUAGAAAAAAAACUCAGAUUGUUUAAAUAUGACAUACUCAAGGAAUAUAAAGAAAGGCAGCUAAAAGCUGAAGCAUUUGUAAAAGGAGCAAAUACCCUAUCUGAAAUAUAUGAACGUAUAGAAACUAUAACUAAUUAUCUAUAUCUCACUUUAGAGGAUAUAUAUGUAGAUGAAACAGAAACGAAGCUACAAUUAACCAUAGUUAAAAAUAAGAAAAAAAAUGUAGAAUUGGACAUAAAAAUAAUAGAAAAGUUUCAUGAAAUUAAUCCAGAUGAAGAAAAAAUGGCAAAGAACAAAUUAAAUAAAGAGAGCUCAAAAGCGUUAGAUGAAGAAAUAACAAAAUUAAAAGAUAAUCUAAAAAAAUUAGAGGUGAAAAAAGAUAUAAUUGUACACGAAUUAAAUUAUAUAACAAGUGAUGCCGUGCAUAAAGUGCCUGAAACUAUGAAGGUGCUACUUCCUAUAGAAUUAGAUACGCAUGAAAAAAAAGCAUUUGAAGAUUUUGUAAGAACUCUAACACAAGAUAUAGAAGUAUAUAACAGUGCUUUCAAAAUAUUUAUUAUGACCAUAGAUGGAAAUUUACAUGAAGAUGAAGAUGAUUUAAUUUAUUCUUAUAACUAUAUGAAAUUAGCUCAGGAUAAAAAGAAUAGGAAUGAAAAAUAUGAAGUACAUUAUGAAAGAAAUAUACAGAUAUUUAGCACAAAAGUGCAAGCAUUUCAUAUAGAUUUCAAAAAUUAUAUAAGUUUAAGAAAAAAAAUAGAAACAGACAAGGAGAAUGAAGAAACACUUCUCUACCUAGAACGAAAUGAUAUCCAUUUGGAAAAUAUGGUGCAUAAGUUGAAAAGUAACAUGCACAAAAAUGUUCCUGAUUUUAGUUAUCUUUUGACAAAUCCUGUAUACAUGACAGAUAAGAUAAACAAUGAAAAAGAAGAGGCUGCUCAAGCCUAUAAGUCAUUACUAGAAACGUAUAAGAAUCUACAAACAGAUGGAAAUUUAAUUAGUGAAGAUUAUCGAAAUUGGAUUCAUCACGAUAUGCUUUAUAAACUUACAUCCCAAAGGCUACUAGUAUAUAAGGCAAUAGAAAAGAAAUACAUACAAAGAUCAAAGGAUGUAUAUCAGAAUUCUUAUGAUCCAAAUAAAGUUAAGGAAAAAAGAAUAGAUGAAGUAAUAUAUGAUGUUCAAACAAACACUUAUUUGUCUACCCCUGUAAUGUUACAAUAUGGAGGGGAGAUUAUUUGGGGAGAUCCAUAUGAUAAGAGAAAAUAUUUAAGAGUAAUAAAAGAGGAAGAAAAAUAUCCGUAUGCUUUAAAAGAAAUAAAAGAUAUCUACGUUUUAAAUAAAAUAAUUAAGGAUAAGCUGAUAAAAAGUGGAAAACUAGAACAAUUUAAAGAAUAUAUGAAUUCUCAAGUAUAUACUAUAGUAGAGGAAAAACAUACAGCAUCAUAUUUAUUCGAAAAGGAAGAUUUAGAUAAACUUAAUUUAUUAACACUUGAAGGACGAUUGAUACCAGGAAAUUUAAAAAACUUUUUUACUCAUUUUAAUUUACCUGAUACAUGGAAAAACAUAAGUGAAAUUAUGGACACAGCAUCAGAGUAUUUGAAACAAACAGACAUGAGUUAUGAUGCAAUUAUCGAGAUUAUAAAAUUUUUGAAAGAAAAUCCAAAUGUAAUUAACAUAAGAGAUAUAAUAACACUAAGUGAAAAUAUUAUGAACACGUCUAAUAUAUAUUUUAUGAAACCUGAUACGUUGUCCAUUUAUAUAUUGUCUGUCUUAGAAAUGUUAGGAAUACAAGUACAAAUGGAUGAUAUACACAAAAGAGAUACCAAAUCUAAGGUAAUAAUUUAUUUGAAUAUUCUUAAAAGUCAUUAUAAAAGAAAAGAAAUAAAAACUCAGCUUCAAGAUUAUGUAGUGAAGUUUUUAUUACCACAAGAAAUUCUAGAAUCUGCUACUUAUAAUCCUAAAUUGUAUGAACUAAUAGUAGCUAUGAAUCAGGGUAUGGAUGCGAAUCCUAUAUUAUAUGAUAAUUUUAAAAAAAAUAAUUUGGAAUUUUAUACCGAAUUUUUUAAAGCUUUUAAACUAGGAAUGAAUGAUUUUAUAGAUUUUUUCCUUUCAAAAGCAGUUAGUUUAUAUCCUGUAAUGACAACAACUGAGCAUUUUUUGAGUCUCUACAGUACAGCAGAAAAAAGAAUAUUCCUUUAUGAAAUAUAUGGUUAUAAUUUGGCAAGUUUUAACACUAUUAUAACAAAAUUUUUCUAUGCACUUAACCCUGGGCUGAGGGAGGUCAUAAAUGAUUACCAUCUUAGAGCAGAUGAAUUAUGUUACAAAGAAUUUAAAAAUUUUGACCUUGGGGAAAUUUUUACCUUUGUAAAGUCUAAUUUAAUCAAUAAAUUAUAUAAUAAUUAUUUAAAAAAACAUAAAUAUGCUGCAGUACCUCCUCUUCAUGCUCUCUGGAGAUUAUUCUUCUAUAUCACUAAUAAAGAAUUCCUUACGUAUAGUAAAAUAAAAGGUGUUGUUGAACGAUACUUUUCUGCUAGCAUAUUUGAUAGAAAUACGAAACAAAUGAUUGUAAAACUUGCAUAUUCAUUCUUAACUCGAAUGAAUUAUUUAUCUUCUUCUUAUUUUGAUAGUGAUAUAGAAAAACUUAUCAACCAAAAUGACCUUAGUCUAUUUACUGAAUUCCAUACCUUAUUAAAUAAACUUAAUUUCCUUUUUUAUUGUAAAAAUGAUAAGAAAUAUUUAGAAAGAUAUAUACCUACUAAUUUGUAUGAAAAUAAUAAUACAUUUAAGAUAGACGCUACGUUACUGUACCGUGAAUUUUUAAAUUCUUUACCUCCUUAUGUUAGAAGACCUGUUCUGAACUUUUUCGAAACGGAUUUCAUAGAUGUAACGUCCAAACUUCUGAUCCAUUUUUUUACUUAUGUACAGAAACUCAUAGGUACUGAAAAAGAUCCAUUCGAAUCUGAGGAAAAUAAUAAAGUAGAAACCUUUUUCCGAUUAAAAUACCGUUUUACAAAAAAUAAAAAUGUACUUGAAGAUACUUAUAAAGAAUUCGCUGAACAUAAAAGAGGGCAAAAAGAAAAUCCUAUUAUUCUUUCUAGAAGAGUUAAAUAUGAACAUUCUAAUAAGAAAGUUAUAUACAAACAAUACCUAGACAUGGAAGACAUUAUCAGUGAAAAGUCCUUCAUUUCAUUGAUGCAAUUACUCUUAAAGGAAAGUAUAAGCUUUGCAGAAUUAAAUACACAUUUUGCAAAUUUUAUGAAGAAAAACAAUUUUUUAUUUCCCAAAUUUGAUGUUUUAAAAAAGGUAAUAAUCGAAUCAGAGGAUGAAAAUUUUUACCCAAACUUGUACAAAUUCUUUUAUGAUAAAUUUCAGCAGUUGAAAAUUUCACAGCCAAUACAAGAUAUAUAUUAUCUUUUCAUCAAAAAGUUGAUGGAGUACUCAAUUGCCCCUGCAUCCAUGAUAAAGAAUGAUGUACAACGAGACCUAGAUGAUGAAUUAACAAUUAAAUAUUAUACAUAUAUACACUUUUUACAAAAUCUAUUUAAAUGUUUAUUCGAUUUUUAUAAUUUUGAUGAUACAAACAAUUGUGCGCAGUUUGGUAAUUUCACAAAUGAACCAUUAACCUUUGAACAAAAAAUCCUGAACAUCAUGCAGGCUCCUUUUGUUGACACUACUAAACGUGUUACACAUAGUCCCGUUACAGAGAAAUACAAAAUGGAUAACGAAGCAAUUUACACACAUUUCGUUAAGCAGUUUAUCCCAUCUAGUGAAUUGUUAGAUAAAGAAGAAUUGCAAGCAGAAGUUUUCAAAUUUAGAUUCUUUGUAUCAGAAAUAACAAAGUUUGUAAUAAAAACGAUUUUGUCAAAUAUGCCAUCUAGUUAUAUAUUAUCCAUUAGUUAUGAAGAUUUGAACAUACACUUAGAUGAUAUACUUGAAGACAUGCACACCUACUUUACCACUGUUCGAAAAAUCAAACAACCACAGGAAGAAGAAUUACCAGCAUAUCCUAAUGUCAAAGGUACUGUAAAUAAUUUUAUGAAAAAUAAUAAAGAAGAAGAAAAAUAUGUACCAAUAGUACAAUUUGAAAAUAUAAAAUAUUACCUAGACAAUCAUAUUACAGAAUUUUUAUUAAAAAAUAAUGCAGUAUUUAAAUUUUUUAAUGAAUUUAUAAAAAAUAUAGACAAAUUUAAACAAUACUUCCCAUCCUUAUCUGAACUAUAUUUAUUUAUUGACAAGCGUGUAAGUAUCAUUAAUUCAAUUAAUCAUCCUUACUAUACCAAACGGGCAAAAACACAGACCAUCAUUCACGUUUUUGUGGAUUUCUUCAAAAGCUUUGGAAUUGACCUUUACCAGUUGUGA